AUGGCCGAUGAAUUCGGGUUUGUUCCCCAUUUUUCCAGGAACAAACACACCCGACAUCAGUUCAAACCGAAGCCCUUUAGCGACUAUGAUAUCGACGUCAAAAUCACCGCCUGCGGAGUGUGCGGCUCAGAUGUUCAUACGGUUACUGGAGGAUGGGGUAAUAAGAAUUGGCCUAUCGUACCUGGCCAUGAAAUAAUCGGCGAGGCUGUUCGCGUCGGGCCGAAAGUCACCACGGUCAAGGUCGGAGACCGUGUUGGGGUUGGCGCUCAGAUCUAUGCCUGCCUCGACUGCGCUAUUUGCAAGGAGGAUGGCCUCGACACAGAACUCGCGGCGCCCAUGCUCUGUGCUGGUCUAACGGCGUACUCUCCUCUCGUUCGCAAUGGUGUCGGCCCUGGAAGGAAGGUAGGCAUUGUAGGAAUUGGCGGGAUUGGUCAUUUCGGUAUUCUCUUUAGCAAGGCACUCGGCGCUGAGACCUGGGCUAUCUCCCGCACGGACGGCAAGAAGGCAGACGCGCUUGCCAUGGGCGCUGAUGGCUUCCUUGAAACCCGCGUUGACGAUUGGAACAAGCCCCACCAGAUGACCUUCGAUGUGAUUCUCUCUACCGCCAGCGGCGACGAAGGCUUCGAUCUCAGUCCAUAUCUCUCCCUUCUCCGCGUGCACGGCAAAUUCGUUGCUGUUGGGCUUCCGGAAGGGGAAGGUUGGAAGGUGAAGCCCCAGAGCUUGCUCGGAAAUGGCUGCUUCAUUGGAAGUAGCCACCUGGGUAGUAGGGAGGAGACAUUAGAUAUGCUAAGGCUGGCAGUAGAAAAGGGAAUCAAAAGCUGGGUCGAGACGAUUCCCGUCAGUGAAGAGGGCUGUGGCAAGGCUUUGGAACGUGUGCAUAAGAACGACGUCAAAUAUCGGUUCACAUUGAUAGAUUACGAUAAGCAGUUUAAUAAUUAG
Parascedosporium putredinis is the source of this 939-nucleotide messenger RNA. The record is from the annotation of a GenBank genome assembly. NCBI's taxonomy places the organism in Eukaryota, Fungi, Ascomycota, Sordariomycetes, Microascales, Microascaceae.